AUGCCGGAAGAGACAAAUCUAACAGGCCAAAGACGCUUGACAUUUAAAGUAGAGUUUGGAAUACCAGCGAGAGGUGCAUUCACUGGACAGGAUUUUGAAGUGUUGGUCAAUGAAGCAGUACGAUUAGUAUUAGGGCAAAGUGCGCCGAAUUAUUCAUUGGGUCCAUUUAACGAGACUGAACGGAAAGGGUCUGUGGUUGUUCAAGCAUCGGACGUGAAUCUUAUUUGGGCAGCACUUUCAGUAUAUGGACGUUUUUUUGGCAAACCAAUCGCUUUGCAUUUCAAUUCGGUUGGCCUUUUAGUACUGUGUACUACUUGGCUUUAUAUAUAUUUACUUGGUGGAUCGAAAGGUAUUGGAAAGGCAAUCGCCGUAGCCUUAAUUCGGCGCGGUUGUUCUAUUUCUUUGGUUGCACGUAACGUGGAACAGCUUGAAUUCGUGUGUAAUGAAUUAAACACACUCGCAAAAACGGAGAGAAAUGGUGCAGUCGCAAAGUAUUACAGUGUUGAUGUCACUUCAUCCUACACGGUGCUGAAAAGAGUGGUAGAAGAAGCGGAAAAUGAACUUGGUGAUAUCAAUAUUUUGGUGAAUAACGCGGGGUAUGCUCUGCAAGGCGCUUUUGAUUCGGUUGAUGUAUCAGUAUAUGAGGAACAAAUGUAUCUGAAUUUUUUGAGCGCGGUUUAUAUAACUAGAGCAGUGGUGUCCAAAAUGAAAAAGUCACGAGAUGGUCAAAUCAUUUUUGUGAAUUCCGCAGCCGGUCAAUGUCCAAUUUGGGGAUAUACUGCUUACGGAGCAACAAAAUUCGCAAUGCGUGGUUUCGCUGAAGCAUUGUAUAUGGAGCUGCUUCCAUAUAGUGUUCAAGUAUCGGUAAUCUAUCCUCCAAAUACAAAUACCGAAGGCUAUCAGCGUGAAAUAUUGACAAUGCCAAAAGAAUUAAAAGAAAUCAGUGGUACCGCAGGACUAUUUGAACCAGAAACGGUUGCUGAAUGCCUCAUUUAUAAUCUUUCUCGUGGUAAUUAUCACACAUGCAUUGGUUUGGAAGGCUGGGCACUUGGAGUAUUGUCAGCGGGUGCUGCACCGGAAAAGAGCUUUCUGCAAGCUGCUGCACAGGUACUUCUUGGUGGCUUGUUGCGGGGGAUCAUGCUGAUUUACAUCGGUCAUUUUAACUGGAUAGUGGAGAAAUAUAGGCUUAAGCAAUGA
This is a messenger RNA of Brugia pahangi, 1197 nucleotides long. The record is from the annotation of a GenBank genome assembly. Lineage: Eukaryota; Metazoa; Nematoda; Chromadorea; Rhabditida; Onchocercidae.